UCUCUCUCUGUGUCUCUGUGUCUCUCUCUCUCUCACACACACAUACAUACGUACACACUCGCUCACACACAGUGGUUGAACGGAGACUGACGCCAGGGAGACGCCAGUUGGGCACCUCUUUUCACUGCGCGUCUUCUGUUUAGCUCAGAGCGCAUAUUUGUCGAUGCACACUACCCUGGAGCGGAACCUCGGGAGACAAGAUCACGCCACUACUGCCAAGGGAGAACUUGAUGCCCAUACGAGAGCGUUUGCCGAGUUUUAGCACUCGCAACAGAAGUGCUACAAAUUUAAUGAGUGAGGUGCACACACAAAAAUUUUAACCAUCAACAUCACUAAAAACCUUUAAAGCUGUUGAAAUGAAGAAUCCACUUGAACUUAGUGGUCCCAUGAGCCAGUGUGCCUUAGCAGCCUCAGACACCCACAAAAAGUUUAAGAGGAAGGCACGUGAGCCAAGAAGACUCUUUCAUAGCUCCGACACAGGAGAGGAGAGCUGUACCAACACUCUGGCCCAAGAAGGAUUAUCCACCUCUGCCUUCACUCAUGUGGAGAUCCCUCACUGGCCAACAGCAAUCUCCCAGCCCCUGUGUAGCCGGCUCCGGGUGGGGCCCAGGUCCUCUCUCAGCAACAACCAACAGGAGUUGCCACUGAACCAGACACCAUUCAGGCCUCAGUAUGAAGAGGAGGUGGAGCACAACUCCCCAUCACCUAAGGAGUGUCAGAGGCUAAGGCCUUGUUCAGAAGCAGGCAACCAUGGUCCAGAGGUGAAGGCAAUCCAGCAGACCAGGAGGCUGCUGGCCAAUGCCCGGGAGCGUACCCGUGUACACACCAUUAGCGCUGCCUUCGAGGCUCUCAGAAAACAGGUGCCAUGUUACUCCUAUGGCCAGAAGCUGUCCAAGCUGGCUAUUCUCCGCAUCGCCUGCAACUACAUCUUGUCCUUGGCUCAGCUAGCCGAGCUGGACUACAGCUCAGAGCAGAACAAGCGCAGCUUCUCCCACUGUGUGGAACAGUGCACCCGCACCCUGCAGGCCGAGGGCCGCAGCAAGAAGAAAAAGAUGGAGAGGAUGCUAGACAAUGUUUGACCUUUUCGGACUACACAUGAGACUAUGCUGCAGCUAGACUUUCAUUGUCGGAAAUUCAUACUAUUCUGAGGACUCAUGUAUGAGUGUCUUUUAAAGUUUAGAAAAGGCUUCACAAUUAUAAGGGCAUGAGACUAGGGGGGUAAAGUUUACCCAGUGCAGGGACGGGGCCCUCACAAAGCCUCUUAUGUGUAUUUUAUAUGAGACAACUUGUAGUGCCGGCCACCAAGAAUGAUUUGUACUCAGGGCACAAAAUUUGGUGCUAUACUCCCGUCUAUAUGCUGCCUCUAAACCUGCACUGUGGAAAGAUACAUCGGAUCUGCUCAUCAUACUUUUGUGUGGGUGUCCACAAUGCCCAGCCUGUUCUGCUGACAACCUUGGAGAACAAAAAGGCAAGGCCACAGCUAUAGGAGCGGAUCAACCACAAAUUUUAUACUCAGACUUCUGCACCUGUCUCUGGCUGUUGCCUAUAGCAAUAUCCCAGUGUGCUGAACCCCCAGGAAGCAGUCCAGCUACUGAUGUCACACUCUGCACAGUCCUACUCAUGUAAAACAAAUAAUGGACAAUGAAAUAAUACAUGCUCUAAGCCUGCAUUUCAUAUUUGCUUUUUAAAAUUUGUUUUCAAAUUGAAAAAUGACAAAAAAAGUCUUGUGAAUCAAUAAAAAAAUAAAUAAAUGAAUCAAGUUUUUAAAGCAUUACAAUGAUUCAGAUGUAAGGUACUGAACGUUCUCCCUUCUUUGUUUACUUAUUGCCAGAAGCUAAAAUAAGAAAAGUUGUGACCAGACUGACUGUACUUUGCCCAUUUCAUUUUGUACAUUUCAGAAAAGCUGUGACGCAGUAUGCCUUUUCAC
This is a messenger RNA of Boleophthalmus pectinirostris (great blue-spotted mudskipper), 1927 nucleotides long. It is a transcript of the gene atoh8, whose product is annotated as atonal bHLH transcription factor 8. The record is from RefSeq and is a predicted model, not a curated record. NCBI's taxonomy places the organism in Eukaryota, Metazoa, Chordata, Actinopteri, Gobiiformes, Gobiidae. The transcript has 5 exons. Gene Ontology annotation, molecular function: DNA-binding transcription factor activity; protein dimerization activity. The coding region runs from base 357 to 1079 and encodes 240 amino acids.